GCCUACUUCAAAUUAAAAUCUUAUUACUCUCCGGAGUAAUAGUGUUGCAUUUUUACACAAGUAUAGAAUAUAUUAAAGAUUCUAUAUUAAAGUAUAUAUUCAUAAUGGCUGCACCUCCUGCAAAAGAACGAACUAUUCCAAAUGCAUUGAAAUUUGCCUUCGGUGGCCUUGCUGGUAUGGGGGCAACGUGUGUAGUUCAGCCUUUAGAUUUAAUUAAGACACGGAUGCAACUGAGUGGUGGAGGAAAGUCAUCGUUCACUGUGGCCAGUGAGAUUGCCGCUAGGGAAGGGUUCAGUGGCCUCUACACAGGACUCUCAGCGGGGCUACUCCGGCAGGCCACUUACACCACUGCACGACUUGGCAUAUACAACUAUGUCUUUGAAGCAUACAAAAAAUCUAAUAACAAUGUGACUCCCAAUUUUGUGGUGAAAAUGGGCAUGGGUGUGUUCGCGGGUGGAUGCGCCGCGUUGUUUGGCACCCCAGCUGAAGUGGCCCUCAUACGAAUGACUGCAGACGGCCGGCUGCCUGCUGAACAGAGGAGGAACUACAAGAAUGUCGUCGACGCCCUAGUGAGGAUAGUAAAGGAGGAGGGAGUUUUGAAGUUAUGGCGCGGCGCCACGCCCACAGUAGGUCGCGCCAUGGUGGUGAAUGCAGCUCAGCUGGGGACCUAUUCUCAGGCGCGAGAGAUGUUCGUAGGUUACGUGCCCGACGGCAUCCCGCUCCACUUCUGCGCGUCCAUGGUGUCUGGCUUGGUCACCACCAUUGCCUCCAUGCCCGUCGACAUCAUCAAAACCAAGAUCCAAAACGCUGCAAAAGGUGAGAGUCAGUUGUCCGUAGUCUCGAAUCUUCUAAGGACUGAAGGUGUCUUGUCCCUGUGGAAAGGCUUCUUGCCAUACUACGCGCGUCUCGGACCUCACACCGUCCUCACGUUCAUAUUGCUGGAACAACUCAACUCUGCUUACUUGAGGUACACGUAAGUCUGCAACAACUUUGCCUAACUCUAUAAUGCCUUAAUGACCAAUCUGACUGACGAUUUUCUAAUACGACCUAGUUAUCUUUGUAUAAAACUAUUUACAUUUACACGAUCAAUCAACAAUCAUUAUGAAUUCGCCAGAUGUUUUUUGAGUGAAAUGGAAGUCAGACGUGCGUUACUGUUAUUGUCUUUAAGAGUUAACUUUGUUUUUUUUAAGUUGGGUAUUUUUAUAUUUUUCAAAGUGGGGUUAUCUUGAGAGCUGGCGCUAUUUUGUAAUUCACAUUUAUUUUAUCAGUCGGUAGAAUAUUCAUAAGGAGUUAAAAUAAUGUCCCUGGAAACUUACGUGGCGCCACUAUAUAUGCAAAAUAAUCAAAAUACAACAUUUUACCCACGACAGGGAUGAUAGUUCAAAAUUUCGCCAUAUUCAUUAUGAUCCAUGUAGAAAAUCACUAAAGGACAAUGUCCAAGCUUAGCCUGGAGAAAGUGCUUGUUGAAUGACAAUUUUACAGCGUUUUUAUAGGUUUUAAAAGAAUUUCUAAAACUGUAGGUAUCGAGUUACAAUAAUAAAAAAAACGAAAAAAAAAACUGAUCAACGCAACGGGACGAUAUAUUACUCAAAUAAACCUUUAUGUAGCAUUUCAAAAAAAUAGUUUUAAUGUAAUUAGUAUAAUUUUAUGGAUAAAUAUAUAUAUCAGGAUAAUGUAAAUAAUUUAAAAAGGCUUAUACUUUCUAUUUCGUGCUCUAAUAUGAUGCCAAAUUUACACUAAAAAUAAUUAAAACAAAACUUAAUAAGCUUCCCAAAUUAUGAAAUUUUACAUGUAAAAAUAUCUGUGUUGGUCCAAAUCGUCCAUACUAAUUGGGCAUUGUCCUUGAUCUAAUAUUUUAUUGCUUGUAGAAUAAAUUAAAUGUGAUAUCUUGACUUAGUCUUGGAUAAACAUAACAUUUGGCCUUGUAUAUCUUCUUAAAUGUGUGAAAUUAAGAAUUUAUUAUAGAAAAUGGUGCGUAUCAAAGCUAUGAUAGCAUAUCAUAGGAUAAAAUUUUGGUUAAAUAUUCCAGUUAAUCAAACAAUAUUAUGGGAUUAUUGAUAUUAUUAAAUAUCAAACAUAGUGUUUAUAGCUAAAUGCAAGAAAGUAUGCGCGCGCAUACAAGUAAAAGUCUGAGCAUGACUAAAAUAUUAAUGAGUUUAUUAUAAUCUGCCAUUAAAAUGAACCGAAAGCCGCUCAAAGAAAUUAGAAAUAUAUUGAAUUUUUAUGUAAAAUGAUUUAAUUUUAAUCAUGAUAUUACAGAUCUUAUGAUCGUUACACAGCUUAAUGUCCUUUCACUUCGAAUCAUGAAUACUUA
Molecule: messenger RNA, 2314 nt
Organism: Chilo suppressalis (striped riceborer)
Lineage: Eukaryota; Metazoa; Arthropoda; Insecta; Lepidoptera; Crambidae
Source: the annotation of a GenBank genome assembly